This is a messenger RNA of Mangifera indica (mango), 1544 nucleotides long. RefSeq names its product UBP1-associated protein 2A-like. Lineage: Eukaryota; Viridiplantae; Streptophyta; Magnoliopsida; Sapindales; Anacardiaceae. The transcript is spliced from 6 exons. The record is from RefSeq and is a predicted model, not a curated record. Gene Ontology annotation, molecular function: RNA binding. Bases 65 to 1087 code for a protein of 340 amino acids.
ACUGUACAUGAUGCCAUCUCUACCACAAUUGGGUAAAAAAAGGUCGCAAAACUCAUUGUAGACGAUGGAACACACGAAGAAGAGGAAGAUGGAAGAGACGAGAAACGGCCUACAACUUGCCAUGUCAUCAUCUUCUUCUUCACAGGAACUCUUACGUUCUUUACUUGAACCUCUCUCUAAACCUCAGCUCGUCGAACUUCUCUCUAGAGUAGGGUCCCAAUAUCCUUCAAUUGCAGAAGAAAUUAAAAGUAUUGCCAGUGCACAUCCUGCUCAUCGAAAGCUUUUUGUUCGUGGCUUGACUUGGAAUACUACUUCAGAAACCUUGUGUGCUGCAUUCCAAGUGCAUGGUGAAAUAGAAGAAGGGGCUGUGAUCUAUGAUAAAGCAACAGGAAAAUCGCGUGGCUAUGGUUUCAUCACAUAUAAACAAAUGGAGUCAACUAAGAAUGCUCUGAAAGCACCAAGCAAAUUAAUUGAUGGUCGGAUUACUGUCUGCAAUUUAGCCUCUGAGGGAUUAACUGGGGCAAGCACUCCUGAUCUAGCUCAGAGAAAGCUUUACAUUGGGGGCUUGUCACCAGAGGUCACAACAGAGAUGCUGCUUAACUUUUUCGGAAGGCAUGGAGAGAUUGAAGAAGGUUCAGUUGCAUAUGACAAGGAUACAAAUGAUUCACGUGGAUUUGGCUUUGUGACAUACAAAACAGUUGAGGCCGCUAAGAAAGCAAUAGAAGAUACACAAAAGCUUCUUGGGGGGAGAAGUGUUACUGUGAAGCUUGCGGAUACUCACAAGGAUAAAACAGUGCAGAUGCAAAUAUCUCCCGCAAUGAUUAAUUUAGCUGGCAUACCUUUAGCAACUGGAUACCCACAGCCUGGAAAAGUGCAUGCCAACACUCUCCCCAUUGGUUACAAUUACCCUCAAAAUGUAGCAUCAUACCUUAAUUUUUCAUAUGCAAGCCCUCCUGCAGCAGCUGCACAAUAUCCAACACAGCCUUCUAUGUCUUAUCCACCACUCUCUGUAAAGGACCCUAUCGGAAUUUCACCAAGUACACCUGUGGGAAUGGGCAAGUACCCGUUUUACCUCGGUAAACAAUAAACCAAUUUCCAUACUUAAAUGGUAAAUAUCCUAGAUCCAUCUCUUCUUCCUACUAACACUAGUUAGUUAUUUAUUUCAACUCAAUGAAUAACUUAUGUUUUCUGCCUUCUGCAAUUGAAUUAUGGCUUUGUGGAUGCGAAGAGACGGUUAAAUGAAAGAAAGGAUAAAAUCUGAUUAGCAAUUUGAGUGAUGAAGAAGUAGAAGUUUUGAUAAUGGCAAGGCUGUUGUUGAAGAUGUUUAGCUGUAGUAUUUUAUUGCAAGGAUUCUUUGUAAUAUUAGCCAUUUAUAGUAUUUUAUUGGUGGUAGUUGACACAGUACUUGGAGAUAUAUUGUUUAGCCAAUCAUGUACUUAUUGGUAAGAAGUUGCUCCUUUCCAAAUUUGUGUGUUCAAGUUCUAACCUUUUCAAUGUGCUAUGUCUUGAAAUUUUUAUCCUGGAAUACAAAAUUCUUUUCUUUU